CCAUUCCGCAGCUGGUGGUUCGUCUGCGCGCUGACAGCAACAGCCGUGUGUCUCUUAUACCGACAGCGAGUAUCAACAGUGAGUUUACUCGUUGUUGAGCCUCGGAAAGCUUCGCAUCAGCUCCCCAAACUCCUUUUUUCCCUCUUCUCCGGCACGUGACGCCACAGCGGGACUUCUUAUUGCCAAAACUGUCUGCAACUGGUGUUCGUGGAGGAAGAGGACGACGGCGCAGCGACUGAGCGCUGAACAUCCUGCACCGCGUCCUCUACCCCCAAGAUCCUCUGGUUUCAGUUUAACAAUGUGAUUCCAUCUCGCGUUUCACAGUGAGUCUAAUCGAAGUCGGCCCACAUUUUUUUUGGAGUCAUCCAUCAUUCUGGGGGAGUCCUACCAUGUGAGCUCAUGCAGGACGUGAAAGAACCCCGGCCCGUGUAGGUAGAUCUGCUGGUCUUCGCUGUGAUACUUCAAGGCCAGCGAACUUACCGGCUGGAGAAAACCUUGCGCUCUCUCCGCUCGGCGAUGCAUUAACGCCGAGCAUCCUGAGACCCUCUGCAGCUGCGAUGGCCGCCGCCUCCUCCUCCUCUCCGGUUAAGGCCGAACCCCUCCUCCAGCUCCAGGAGGUGGACUCCAGCCGAAUCGGCGGCCGCGUCCUUCACGCGGUCCAGGGCCCCUCGUCACCUGGCUUCACCCUGGAAGCGAUUCAGCCCAUCUGCAUCCCCUCGCCUUACACCGACCUCGGGCACGACUUCAGCCCCAUUCCGUUCUACAGUCCCACCAUAUUUACGUACGCCAGCCCGGGCAUUUCCGACUGCGCCGCCGUCCACCGGUCGCUGAGCCCCUCCUUAUUCUGGCCCAGCCACGGGCACGCAGGGCCGCCUCCGCACCAGGCCCAGGCCCGGCCCCAGCCCGGGCCGGCCGCCCAGAGUCCGUGGGUGGAGCUGACGCAGCGGGACAGCGCCCUGACGACCAGUAAGAGUGUGAGGAGGCGUUCUCAGGAGGGCGAGGACGCCGUGGUGUCAUCCGGCGGCAAGGCGGACCUCCACUACUGUGCCGUGUGUCACGACUACGCCUCGGGCUACCACUACGGCGUGUGGUCGUGUGAGGGCUGCAAGGCCUUCUUCAAGAGGAGCAUCCAAGGACACAACGACUACAUCUGUCCAGCAACCAAUCAAUGCACCAUCGACAAGAACCGCCGCAAGAGCUGCCAGGCGUGUCGCCUGCGCAAGUGCUGCGAAGUUGGCAUGACCAAGUGUGGUAUGCGAAAGGAGCGCGCAAACAACCGGAACCCACAGGCGAGGCGAGUGACCCGUCUGUCCUCUCAGGGAAGAACCAACGGAGCGAAAGCGCUGGCCGGGCCGGAGGUCAGUUUGCCGAAUGAGCCCCACCCUCCUGCGCUGACCCCGGAACAGCUGAUAGGACGAAUAAUGGAGGCGGAGCCGCCGGAGAUCCUCCUCAUGAAGGACAUGAGGGGCCGCGUGACUGAAGCCAACAUCAUGAUGUCGCUCACCAACCUGGCUGAUAAGGAGCUGGUGCACAUGAUCAGCUGGGCCAAGAAGAUCCCAGGGUUCGUAGAGCUCAGCCUUUUGGACCAGGUGCACCUGCUGGAGUGCUGCUGGCUGGAGGUACUGAUGAUCGGACUGAUGUGGAGGUCAGUGGACCAUCCAGGGAAACUUAUCUUCUCCCCUGACCUGAGCCUGAGCAGAGAAGAGGGGAGCUGCGUCCAGGGCCUCUCAGAAAUCUUUGAUAUGCUGAUAGCUGCCACGUCCAGGGUGAGAGAACUCAAGCUCCAGAGAGAGGAGUAUGUCUGCCUCAAGGCCAUGAUCCUCCUUAACUCCAACAUGUGCCUCAGCUCGUCGGAGGGCAGCGGGGAGCUGCAGAGCCGCUCCAAGCUGCUGCGUCUCCUGGACGCCGUGACGGACGCACUGGUGUGGGCCAUCGCAAAGACCGGCCUCACCUUCCGCCAGCAGUACACCCGCCUCGCUCACCUGCUCAUGAUGCUGUCACACAUCCGCCAUGCCAGCAACAAGGGCAUGGACCACCUCCACUGCAUGAAGAUGAAGAACAUGGUGCCUCUGUACGACCUGCUGCUGGAGAUGUUGGACGCCCACAUCAUGCACGGCUCCCGUCUGUCCCGCCGGCCUCCGCAGGGGCCCGGGGACCAGACGCAGGUCCCUGCUCGGCCAAACAACCCCAGCGGCGGGCCCUCGAAUACCUGGACUCCCGGCAGCACAGGGAGUUAAGCGAUUAGAUGCAAAGAGUUUUUACCGCUUUGCACAAAAGUAAUUCACAAGACCGACGAGACAUUUUUCUGGGACGUUUGGCUGAUUUCUGUGGACCCUUUGCACUAAUUCUAGUGCACUUUUGAUGUGAGCAUGUUACUCUGCAGACAGUCUAACCUGCCAGUAUUCAUCGCCUCAUCGCUACAUAUUAACAAAAAGUACAAUGGAAAGGAAUGAAUCAUUUGGCCAGUAGCACCAGUUCUUGUUUAAACGUGAAUCCUAUGUUACUAACGUGAUUUUUUUCCCUUUUCAUCUCUGAUCAUGUUGAUAAUUUCAUCAGGUAUUAUUCUAGAGGUCACUCAGAACGCUGGGUUUAACUGAAGAGACGAUAACCACACCAAGAAAAGGAUAUAUGCACAGUCCCUGUGAGAUACAGGCGAUUUCAUGAGUUGUUAUAGAUCUGCUUUCUUUUAUUUGAGAGCUGGCUGAAUAUUAUAUUUGCAUGGCAUUUUUCAUUCACAUGAUACAAAUACCUUGAUUUGUCAGGUAUUUAUUUGACUGGACUAGAUAAACAUUCCGAUUUAGUCAUUUAAUCUAUCCGAAUUUUUAUAAUGUAUAAUCUCUUCAUCUUUACGCAAAUAACCAUAUUCACUUUCUUGCCAAGAUUUUCAUUAGAUCGAUGGAUCAAGACCUCUAAGCAAUAAAUAUGUAUUGCAGAACUGAUUAGCAUGAAGACUGAAAGAAGAGGAAAACAGCCAGCAGUGAAACCUGCAAUAUUUUGGUUGUUUAAUACGUAUUGAGGGAACUUAAACAAUGUGACAUUUUAGUUUUUGUUCAGAUCAAACAGUUAGUGAGCUUCAGAGUUUCUGGUAACGGUUAGUUAAUAUUAAAAUUGACGUACACAGACCUGAACGGUCUUAAUCCUCUCAUCCGACUCUUGGCAAGAAAUGCAACAGGUGUACUGCACCUAUUUCUUUUAUGCAAAAUGACAUAGGUUACCGAAGACAAUAUAGUUUGUUAAUAUUCAACAAUAAAAACUCCUGUAAGACCAUGACGGCAUAAAUGUGGCUCAAAUAUGUAAGUUGUUUAAAAACGUUUUUAACUCUGUUGAAAUAAAUACAAUCUUGUGCGAUACAUAGACCAAACACAUCUUUCAGGCCACUGAAAGAUUGAAAAAGUAAUUGAGAACCGACCUUUAGACACGUGGGGCUCGACUUUCUCAAGUGUCCCCGUCCUGGCUUUCUCAUCACAGACAUUGCUGUUUGCAGCGAGGGAAAAAAAAUAAUCAAAACCAUCGCUGCUCUUGAGACAACGCUGCACUCCGACUUGUGAACAUACAAGCUCAAACUGGGGAAUUAUUUUUGUAUGUUAGAACUGUGGACGGAAGACGACCUGUGUGUGUGCGUUAGUGCUUCGACGACCGGGAUCAUUGAAGGAAGCAUAAUGUGUAAAUAGGUAGACUGUGCUUUUCCUCUGCACUCUGUAACCAUUCUUGUAAGCUCUAUUUUCACUGUGCACUUCAGUUGUACUUAUAAUGUGCUGUAAGAAAAAUAUUGCUUGACACCGGCAAAAUCAUUACACAGGACAUGUAUUAAUAGGGGGUCGUCGUGGCGCAGGGGUUAUAGAAGGUGUGCUGGGAAGCACAAGGUUGGUGGUUCGAUUCAAGGCUGCCCCAUGUCGCCCCAAGUGUCCCUGAGCAAGACACCUAACCCCUAAUUGCUCCCCGGGCAAAAAUGUGAAAAAGCCAUGGGUUUAAAGUGUAAUGUAAGCCGCUUUGGAUAAAAGCGUCUGCUUAAUGACCUGUAAUGUAAAAGUAGGAGACAGGACUGACAACGUACACAGUUUUAAUGCAUCAGGGCUUCUCGAGGAUCUUCUCCACCAGCGCCUAAUAUAUAAAUAUAAAUAUAUAUAUAGCUAAAAGAUCACAUAAUGAAGCAGGGGCCUUUGUGUGCCGGUAAUCGUCCUUGGAUGCAGACCAUCAUGUUCUUUACCCUACAAGUCAUCAGGAGGUGAUCCAGAGAUUUGAGGCAUGACGUACACGGUUAUGAUUGUAAGAGACACUCUUCUGUUUUAAAAGCCCUGCUGACUAUGACAUUACAUCAGUUUGUCCAGCAUGUGCCUAGUUUGUUUCUUGUGAAAGAAUUUCUGGGUGUUGCAUCAAUGAUCUCCAGUGUGUUCGACCACGAUGUUCGACCAGACCACGAACUAUGUCGUUUUUUGUUUGUUAUACAUUUAUCCAUUCUCUCCAGAAAAAGUAUUGCACCACCAUCACAAAUAAUACAAACCAAACUUUAAUACCCAAAAUAUUUUUUAUAUUAUACUUUAUGCACCAUGUGUGCGUAAAGCAAGCUGAUUAGCUUAGCACUAAGCUAACUGCUGGAAGCAGGGGGAACCAGCAAGCUUCACUCUCUCUUAAUUUUAGAAUCAGGUGUGGAUUUCUUUUGGAUUUUGCAAACGGCCUCCACGGCAUUUAGCUGCAUUCUACUUACUGUGUAUUUGUGUAUUUGACGUUUACGAGAAUAAUGCAGCACACUGCAUUAUUCUCGUAAACGCCAGAGGGUUUAAAAACCCAAUAUUCUGUCAAAACAAGAGCCAUAAACCAACAUCCAAAAUGACCAGGAGGGAUUGUAAUGAUCUGAACUCUAAUAUCUCAUAUUCAUGGACUACGUUGUGGCCUUUGUUCAAGCCCUGUAUAGAAAAAAUAAAAGUAAUAAACGAUUUUUCUUCAGAUAAGUCUUUGAGGGUACAGCCAUCGCUUCAUUUAUUACCACAGUAACGUCUUUAGUUUUGGCAAUUUCGGCAUCAGAAACUGCCUUCUCUGCUUUUUUUUGUAUCCGAUAAAUGGAAAUUAUUAAAUUUUAAUUCAAAUGCGGAGAAGUGGCGUAGUGACUUUGGCUACGACUCCUGUGGCAGCAGCAACCUGUCGAUCACAUUAAGCUCGCCCCAUUGCAUACUGGACCGUAAAUUACUAAACAGAAUACUUUAUUGAAGAAGAACUUUAAACUUGAGACCAUAAACUCAUGUUUUCUAAGUUAUUAAGGUAAUAAAUCAAAUGAGAAAUAUGACAAUUUUCUCAUAGACCUCUAUACAAGCCGACUGUUUGCGACCGCGGAUCGCCGCCCCCUGCUGGUCAGUAGACAGAAUGCACUCUUAAAAACACUUUCCAAGUUACAUAAAUUCCAAGGUCGAUACGGAGGGCUUGGGAGCACGCCGGCCGUCAUCACGCGCGCUGCUCGCGCCCUCCGUUCCCGCUAUUCAAAGCUUUAGCGUAGAAAAGGGAAUUAAGUGCGGUAACCAUUCGCUUGACAACAAAAGGAGGAAACCACGUAGUCUCAAAAUGAGCUGUUCGUAAUCUCUCCGCUAAAAAAUGCAAGCUCGGUUUUGGUGGAUCAAUAAUCAGAAUAACGUUUUGGUUGUAAUGCUUCUUCCGAUUUAGAAUUUUUAAAAGGACCAAAGAAUAUCCUGCAUGUAAAGUACUUAUUAACACAUGCAUUUGUUCAUUUUAGAUGGGAUACAAGAAAUGCUUUGAGUAAAAGUCUUAUAAGCACACAUAAACCCUUUGAUGUUAUAAAUAAGCUUUGUAUUAUUGCAUGUUUAUGUGUAUAAAUCUAACAUUACAAUGUUAACUGUCUUUGAUGUACAAGUAAAAUUUGAAUGACAGGACAAUGUAUUUGAUUUGAUUUAAAAGAAAAGCUGAUAAAAGCUAAGCAGGUUCUUGUUUACAGUCAUUAUGUGAAAAUAUUGUAAUUUUGUUAUUCGUUUUACAUUAUCCAGUGAUGGCUGGAAUAUAAAAUAACUCACCUGUUACUUCAAACUCCACCUUGACUAAAAAUACUAACAAAUUGUAGCACUUAAGUACUCUUAAGUGCUUAGUACUUAAAGGCUCUUUGUAUAGCAAGUUGUAAAUCGGCUUAUUUAAUGAAAUUGCACUUUCUUGUUUCUUGUUCUUUUGAGUUUGUAUCCUUAUGGUUGAAAUGCACUUAUUGUAACUCGCUUUGGAUAAAAGUGUCAGCUAAAUGACAUGUAAUGUAAUGUUACUGCUGCAGUAUUCUUUGUGCUUCACCUCUCCAUGUGUUAAUACAUGCCAUUUACCCCAAAAAUGCUGCGAAUCUUAAAAAUAUUAAAUAUUAUAUUCUUGG
Gasterosteus aculeatus aculeatus (three-spined stickleback) is the source of this 6355-nucleotide messenger RNA. RefSeq names its product estrogen receptor 2a (gene esr2a). Gene Ontology annotation, cellular component: nucleus. The record is from RefSeq and is a predicted model, not a curated record. Gene Ontology annotation, molecular function: sequence-specific DNA binding; nuclear estrogen receptor activity; zinc ion binding. Lineage: Eukaryota; Metazoa; Chordata; Actinopteri; Perciformes; Gasterosteidae. Gene Ontology annotation, biological process: regulation of DNA-templated transcription; estrogen receptor signaling pathway; cellular response to estradiol stimulus.